CUUCAAACUGCAGCUACCUUGGCAUUUCGACUGUUGAUAUUGAGGUCCAGUCAGCCUAAAUAGUUCCUCUGCUAAUGUUUCACAAUCAACAUGGCAUCCAUUCAACAACGAAGGAAAUACAUUCAACCUUUCAACAACAAAGAGAUUUCAGAAGCUCCAAAACCUAUUGCAAGUUAUUUGGUUGGAAAAUUGCUUCAGAAAGAACUCAAAAUACACCAUGGUCAUUUUGCUGCUGAGUCAAUGAAACAAAGCUAUGCAGAUAUAUUAAAUAAAGAUAGAAAGACAGAGUCUUCAAGCCCAAAGCAGAGGCUGAUUGAUGACAUCUUAGCCAGGCGCAGCAUUCAGCAGUUUGAUAAGGAAAUACAAGAUAGUAACAAUGAAAGGAUACUCAAGGAAGAGGAAGACCGUAUCAAGAGAGAGCUUUGGGCACUUAAUUUACAGAAGAAUCAUCAUGAAUUUAUUGUGCCUCCACACCCAGGCAAUGACCAUGAUCUUCAGACUCGUAUACAACAGCGAAUGGAGAGUCUACCAGCCAUGGAGGCCAGAGUAAAAAAAAUUAGAGAAGAACUUGAGAGGGAGAAAUUGGCUGAAACAACUGUACCAACCCAAACAAGUCACAUCAAAACGGUUCAUCGACUAUUCAAUGAGGUGGUGGAUGAGAUAAUGGAUGACAAUUUUUCCUUGUCACAACGGGCAGAUCACUUCACCGAGCAGCACUCUUGGAAACAAAAGCAGCAGGUUGAUAGGGUGAUGGAGGAGGUCCUAACAGAUCGGGUCAUCAGCCUCAUUAUGGAGCAGAUUGUCUUGGAGUCUACCUUGCAGUUUUCGAAAGAAAUUGCUCAUGCAUUAUAUAAUGUGAACAAAAUGUGUCAAGCCUUAUCCUUUGAUGUCAUUUUGAAUUCUGCUCAGGAAGCUGGCAAAGCUAAAAAAGACCCUGGAAAGGAUCAGUCUGGAAAGCCAGCUGAAGACUUGGUCCACAUUCUGCUGCAACAACAGAGAGAUAGGCAGCGACACAGAAAAGAAACGUGGAGCCACACCCAAAAGGAGAAAUUUACAAAAGAGGCCAAGCUCUGAAGUGGACAAGCUAAUUCUGAGUGACAGUGAAUCUCCACAGCCAGUGACAGCCGAGGAUUCCAAUAAAUGUGGAUCAUCCCAUGACUUUUAUAACUUUCUCAGUACUGCUGCCAGCUAUUUACUACAUACUGUUGGAAAUGUCUUAAAUGUAACUGUCCUUGUUACCCCAUUUGAGUUGUGGAGAUCUCCCAUCAGAACUUUAUAUUACAGCACACCAGUGUAAAUACAGUACAUUUGACUAAAUUAACAUUUUUAUCUGAAAUGUGUGGGUAGGUUGAUCCCCCUGGCUUCCUUAUUAUUAAAUUAUACUAUUACUCCUUUUAGAAACAGAAAUGAAAUAUAUUCAUCUUCAUACUUUUCCUCGUUCCCAUCUUGGGCUAUGAAACCCCCCACCAGGCACCAAUGGCUGGUUUCAAAGAAACUUGUUAUCACUAAUCUUGGACUAACUAAAUGUUAUUUUAGGUAAAGUAACCUAAGGCUAAUCAGUGUCUGUAAAACCAGUUUAAUUACUAAGCCAAAGUGCAUAGAUAACUAGUUUAGCUGUGCCUCAUUAAGAUCCUGGAACCUGAAAGACUCAACUGCUUGGCAACAGAAGUCUUACCUUUAAGCGUUUUAACCAAGGAUGGUAAAAUUCAGUACCUGGAAUACGAAUUCAGAACCUAUAACAGUAAUGAUUUAAAAAUAGGCGAAGGUUGUGUCUAGUUAACUUCAGUUUAACCUUCACAGAGAGUGGUUAAGAAAAUUUCCCAAAAUUAAUUGUAGGUUUAUAUCUGUAAUUAGUUUAGUAUCAAAGAUUAAAAGUAGUGCUGUCUACUGACAGCCAUAGAGUAAAGCCUGUGGAACGAAUCCAGUUUGAAUUGUAACACUUCCAAGCUGCAUUUGUUGCUAGAGCAGUUGCAAUUCACUGGUGUUUUUCUGGCUGUUAAGUAACUUUAAAAUUGCUAUUAAAGGAAACUUUUGCCCCUCUAUUGUGUAUCCUAAAGCUAUAAGAAGAUUUUG
Molecule: messenger RNA, 2073 nt
Organism: Polyodon spathula (Mississippi paddlefish)
Lineage: Eukaryota; Metazoa; Chordata; Actinopteri; Acipenseriformes; Polyodontidae
Exons: 12
Coding region: 91-1074 (327 amino acids)
Source: RefSeq, a predicted model, not a curated record